Messenger RNA from Paracoccidioides lutzii Pb01, 813 nucleotides. RefSeq names its product long chain base Stimulates Phosphorylation. The record is from RefSeq and is a predicted model, not a curated record. Gene Ontology annotation, cellular component: eisosome filament; plasma membrane. The transcript is spliced from 2 exons. Gene Ontology annotation, biological process: negative regulation of protein kinase activity; eisosome assembly; endocytosis. Gene Ontology annotation, molecular function: lipid binding. Bases 1 to 813 code for a protein of 270 amino acids.
AUGGCGACACUACGCGGUAAUCAGCAACCCGAACUGUGUCGAAAGCUCUACAAGCUAAUCAAGGCGGAGAAUCACGCCAUUGGCUCAUACGAGAACGCAGGUCGGGACCGCGUCUCCAUUGCCUCGCAGCUGUCCGACUGGGGUGAAUCCACAGGCGAUGUUGCUGUUUCCGACCUCUCUGAUAAGAUGGGUGUGCUGCUCGCCGAGAUGGGAGAGCAGGAAGACCUCUACGCUCAGAAUCUGGAGGAUUAUCGUAAUGUUCUCAAGCAUAUUCGUAACACGGAGAGCUCCGUGCAGCCAGCCAGAGACUACAAGGUGCGAGUCGUUGAUGAAAUCCAGAAGCUGAAGCUUAAGGACCCGAAUAGCAAUAAGCUGGUGAGCUUGGAGCAGGAGUUGGUGCGGGCAGAGGCACAGAUGUUGGUGGCCGAAGCGCAGUUGACGAAUAUUACGCGUCAAAAGCUAAAGGAGGCGUUCGACAUCCACCUAGCAGCCACCAUAGAAAGGGCAGAGAAACAAAUUAUCCUUGCCCGUCACGGCCGUCGUCUCCUUAAUUUGCUGGAUGACACCCCCCUUGUCCCCGGUGACACCCGGGGUCCUUACGAACACGCUGAACAUGCCCGUCAAGUCCUCAAUGACGCUGAGCAGGAUCUUCGAAGAUGGGAGCCCAGCCUCGAACCCAUCCAUUUUGCAACUGCUGGAAUGGGAGCGAACUUGAUGCCUUCUGGCCAAAUCAAUGAUGAUCGGGGUGAAGUUUCCUAUGACAAAGAGGAGAUGAGUCCUGGAUCUUCGGUGCCGCAGCCUUUUGCUGCGUAG